AUGGGUUGUCUAUUAAGUGUGCAAGUCAGCAGCAAGACAUUUCAAAAAAGUCGAUAUAUUGAGCUUGAUCAUCCUGAAAAAAAUUCCUUAUUCGUCACUAGACUGCAAGCAAAGAGAUGUUCAAAUAAUUUCCGAUCUAAUAAAAAGCUCGACCAGCACAGUAUUGAACGAAAACUCACAGCCAGUCAUCUGGAUUCAUCAGCAACAGAAAUAUCUUAA
This is a messenger RNA of Blepharisma stoltei, 219 nucleotides long. NCBI's taxonomy places the organism in Eukaryota, Ciliophora, Heterotrichea, Heterotrichida, Blepharismidae. The record is from the annotation of a GenBank genome assembly.